Molecule: messenger RNA, 738 nt
Organism: Paramecium sonneborni
Lineage: Eukaryota; Ciliophora; Oligohymenophorea; Peniculida; Parameciidae
Source: the annotation of a GenBank genome assembly
AUGAGGGAAGAAUUAGAAAUCAUUGUUUAAAAAAGAAAUCAAGGAGAACUUUUAUAAUAAAUUUCUAAAUUAAAAUAAUAAAAUUAAGAACUUUAAGAAUAACUUUAUUAAGUAUAAUAAUAAUAAUAAUAACAAUAACAUUAAUUAUAAUAACCAUAAACUAUUCAUUAUUAAUAAUAAUAAUAAUAAUAAUAUUCUCCCUUAUUUUCAGAUAAUAAAAAAUCACUUGCUCUUAAUUCUAACGAUAAAAAAGUUAGAUUUGCUGAUGAUUUCUUAACUGCUCAUAUUAAUAAUAUGGAUAGAGAAGAUAGUUAAGUUUUUGAAAAUCUAGCCAUAUUCUAAGAAUUAAAAUAAUUAGAAAAUAAGGAUAAAAAAAAAAUUAUUGUAUUAUUUUCUAUUUAUUGUUAGAAUUUCGAAGAAAAAUUUAAAAGUUAUUUUGGAUAAUCAGAAUAUUAAACUAAUGAUUUAGCUUAAUUUAAUACUGGAAAAUAGUUUGGUAAUUCAUUAUUAUAGUAUCCAUAGAUUCCAUCAUUAGAAAAGUUAAUGACAAAUAGAAUAAUAUUUCUAAUAUAGUUUAAGAUCUAAAAAAAGAAAUGUCCAAAGCUGUGAAUCAAUUAGAGUAGUUACAAAGUAUUUAUUUUCUUAUUCUAAUAGAGGAAGACAGAGAUCUGAAGAGUACUGACUCAUGUAAAGAAAAGUAAGUUUAUUUGUGUUAUCUUUAGUUUCAUUUAAUACUGA